This is a messenger RNA of Panicum hallii, 1448 nucleotides long. RefSeq names its product splicing factor U2af small subunit B-like. Gene Ontology annotation, molecular function: metal ion binding; pre-mRNA 3'-splice site binding. The transcript has 2 exons. Gene Ontology annotation, biological process: mRNA splicing, via spliceosome. Gene Ontology annotation, cellular component: U2AF complex; spliceosomal complex. Lineage: Eukaryota; Viridiplantae; Streptophyta; Magnoliopsida; Poales; Poaceae. Bases 263 to 1138 code for a protein of 291 amino acids. The record is from RefSeq and is a predicted model, not a curated record.
AAAAUCUCUCGUCGAUCCGUUCUGUUCUGCCCUUGAGCCCGAGGAGUCGUCGUCGAGGGCGGCGGCGGCGGCGGAGUCGCGGAAGGGGGGAAGCCGGCGGCGGAGCCGUCGAGGCCUGCAGGGAGGGAUCCCGUCCGGUUCACCUGCGCCCCCAACUCCCCCGCCCGUUGAGUCUAGGGCCUCCUGCCCCGCCGCCUCGUCCGCCGACAAACCCUAAGCGGGUUCCCCCAACGAGGAGUUUAGUGCCAGUCAGAGUUGAAUCAUGGCGGAGCACUUGGCUUCCAUCUUUGGCACUGAGAAGGACAGGGUCAACUGCCCUUUUUACUUCAAGAUUGGGGCUUGCCGUCAUGGGGAUCGCUGCUCCCGUCUGCACAACAGGCCAACCAUAUCACCGACUCUUGUGCUUGCUAACAUGUAUCAGCGCCCUGAUAUGAUAACCCCUGGAGUUGAUGCUCAAGGCCAACCUAUUGAUCCUGAGAAGAUGCAGGAGCAUUUUGAGGACUUCUACGAGGACAUCUAUGAGGAGUUGGGCAAGUUUGGUGAGAUUGAGAACCUGAAUGUCUGCGACAACCUUGCUGACCACAUGAUAGGGAAUGUCUAUGUCCAGUUCAGGGAGGAAGAACAGGCAGCUGCAGCAUACAAUGCUCUUCAGGGCCGCUUUUACUCUGGCCGCCCGAUAAUUGUGGAGUAUUCUCCUGUGACUGACUUCCGGGAAGCAACCUGUAGGCAGUUUGAGGAGAACAGCUGCAACCGUGGUGGCUACUGUAAUUUCAUGCAUGUGAAGCAGAUUGGCAGGGAUCUCAGGAAGAAGCUCUAUGGGCAUUCCGCUUCCAGGAGAUACCAUGGGAGAAGCAGAAGCAGAAGCCCCCCUCCUCAAAGGAGGGGCCAUCGUGAUCGUGAUGAUUACCGUGGUGGUGGUGGUGGUGGUGGUGGUGGUGGACGGGGUAGAGGCAGCAGGCAUGACAGGUAUGAUGAUGGAGGGGGCAGAGGCGGCAGGCACGACAGGUAUGAUGACGGAGGAAGACGCAGGCAUGGUAGCCCACCCCCAAGGCGUGGGAGGAGCCCAGUCAGGGAGAGCAGCGAGGAGCGCAGGGCCAAGAUUGAGCAGUGGAACCGUGAACGCGAGGCAAAGCAGUGAGGUCGCUGUGGCAAGUGCCUCGUGGCGAGCACUGUUCGCUGGAGCGGCUGCUUAGCUCGCCUGUUUCCCGCUAUAUGCGAGGUGGGCCUGUGUUGGUUGAUAUUCUGCUUGGCUAAGGAACCUUUAAAGUGCAGGAUUGCUCAGUUUAUUCUGGUUAAUCAGACAUGUAAGCUUAAAAUAUUUCUAUCUGUAUUGCGUCGGAUCAUUUACUAGCUUGCGGUUGAAGCUAUCAUUGGUGUGAAAUCAUUCGUGGUGUUAGUGUGAUGCCAGUUGACUUGUCAUUGUAAUCACCAUCUCGUUUUCGGCCUUG